GAGAGGAGCAGCACACAUCACAGCAACAUCAUCAUACUGUCAACAGGCAAUAAUGGAUUCUCUCUUCAGAGGAACCCUUUGGACCAUACUCAUCCUCUUCACACUGCCACACCUCGCCUACAACAUGCUGUGCCCCGGCAGCUGCCUGUGUAACUUUAAAGGUGCCGUCAAAUGUGUUGGCGACGCUAUCACAGAUAUACCACAGAACCUGCCUGUGCACACGUACCUGCUGCAGCUUAAUGGCACUCAAAUGAACAUCAUCAAUGAACGGAGCUUGGCUGACCAUGACAUGCUGUUGCGUUUCAGUCUGACAUACAGCCACUUACAUGCUAUCCAUCCCAAUGCCUUCCACGUUGCUCCUCAGCUCAAGUCUGUCAAGCUGUCGUCCAACGAUCUCUCUACCAUCUCUGCUCGGGUCUUCAGUCCGUUGGCGACACUGGAGCAACUGUAUUUAGAUGGGAACCAGUUGGAGACCAUAGCUCCGGAUAUGUUUGAAGGACUGGUUAGUUUGCUGGAUCUGGACCUGAGCCGGAACAAACUGACCAGUCCUGCUUCAGAUGUUUUCGAUGGACUGACCAAACUCACCUUCCUGAACCUUGGCAGGAACUCCAUAAAUAAGCUUCCACCAACCAUCUUCCACUCCUUGACUAAUCUUCUCCAGCUCAUGAUCUAUAACAACGAGUUAGAGGAGCUAGAAGCUGGGAUUUUUGAUACACUUGUCAACCUUGUGGAGCUAAAGAUCCACCGAAACCAGAUUACCAUCCUUCCCCCUCAGGUAUUUUGGUCACUGAAGAACCUUAAGACCCUCACCCUCUCCUCCAACCGACUUCAGGCUAUCCCAGAAAAGACCUUCUACAACAUGCCAAAGCUGACCAAGCUCACCAUUUACAACAACCCGCUAUUAUCUUUACCAGACCAGCUAAUGGGUCACAUGCCUGAUAUGACAGACUUGUAUCUGUAUGCUACUAAUCUCACCACUGUUCCUGGAAAUGUGUUCGCAAACAUGUCAGGACUUUUGAGGCUUAACUUCCAUUUAAACGACAAGCUGAGGGAGUUGCCUUCGGACCUCUUCUGCUGCCUUCCCAAGCUCGAGAAGCUGUCAUUGAAAUCCAACGACCUCCUUUAUCUACAUCCCCAGCUGUUCUCCGGACUAACCACACUUGGUAUACUGCUUCUCAAUGACAAUAAGCUGAAGAGCCUACCAGAUAACAUCUUUCAGGGCCUUGGAGGGGUUUUGACAGUUGAUUUGAAGAAUAACCAUCUCGAGACUCUUUCAGGAGAUACUUUCUUGUCAAAUUCAGUUUUGAAGGCUCUUAAUCUGGGUGGCAACCCCUGGGACUGUACUUGUAGCAUUCGAGGUAUUGCAAAAUGGAUAAGAAAAUAUGAGCAUGUUGUUCUUGACGGACAGGAUGUGAUAUGUCAUAGACCUGUGUACCAACUGCUCCGUACCAUUGGCUCUCUGCAGGAUGAGGACGACCACUGA
Messenger RNA from Notothenia coriiceps (black rockcod), 1483 nucleotides. Its product is annotated as platelet glycoprotein V-like. Lineage: Eukaryota; Metazoa; Chordata; Actinopteri; Perciformes; Nototheniidae. The transcript has 2 exons. The record is from RefSeq and is a predicted model, not a curated record. Gene Ontology annotation, molecular function: protein binding. Gene Ontology annotation, cellular component: extracellular matrix. Bases 53 to 1483 code for a protein of 476 amino acids.